UUCCCAGUGACGUCACAAGCUUGGUGCCGUAGUAAGAGGGACGAGAGGGACGGGUUCUUAUCAGCUUCGAAAUUAUCACUACCGGUAAACACUGGAAUUUUCGAAAUUUUGGAAAGUGAUCGACAAUUUUUUAAUGAAUUUUCGAAUUUAGUCAAACUAUUAUUACGUUUAGUAUAUUCUGCAGUAUUUUGAAGAAAUCUCACGUGAAGGUGAUUUGAAAAAUCGCUUGAAUAUGUUCCAAGGAAUAAGAACUAUUGAAUAUUGCUUGAAGAAUUUUGCAUCUCCUUUUCACUCGACGUAUUCAAUUCGAAAAGUAGUCUUACACCGAGGUAAACUGAACAAAUCAUUUCAUUGGUUUCAAAGAUUCAAGACUGUCGAUCGAUGUACAAAAAAUGCUCCACAGUAUCCGUUUUACUUGACUUAUUCAAUCCGCGAAGUAUCUUGUUGGAAAUGUGGAAUAGAAAAUUCAGAUAACUUCUACUGUGAGAAUUGUAAUGUUCUCCAAGAACCUGAUUUUAAGCAGAAUUACUUCGAUUUAUUCGGUCUACAGUUAUCGUAUAACAUUGACAGUCCAAAUCUAAUUUCGAAGUACCAUAAAUUGCAGAUUGCAUUUCAUCCUGAUAAACAUUCGAACAAAAGUGAGAAAGAAAAAGAAAUAUCGGAGAAGUAUUCUUCGCUGAUUAACAAAGCUUAUGCGACGUUAUCAAAUCCUUUACAACGAGGUUUAUACAUUUUGAAAAUGAAAGGUUCACCUAUCAACGAAGAGGGUACUUCGUCAAAUGAUAGUCAGCUUUUAAUUGAAAUCCUAGACUGGAACGAUGAUAUCGAUUCAAUGGAUGAUGCAAGAGAAGCUUCGAAAAUAACUGCGAAAUUGAACCAAAUUAUCUCAGAUUUAACGAAAGAAAUUUCCGAAGCCUUUGACCAAAAUGAUAUCGAAAAAGCCAGAAUAUUAUUGAAUAAAAUGAAAUAUUACACCAAUGUUUGGCAGAAAUUGAAAGUCAAGAAGCAGAAUUUAGGGAUACCAUCGGACUAGUGGAUAAUGUCGGAGAGAUAUUUCAGCUGUGAUGUUUAAUUUAAUAUAUGUAAUUUAUAAUAGUCGAUUUGGUCACAUGAAGCACUACGUGCGCGAAAAUAACGGUUAAUUUGUUAUGAGUUUAAAAAUUAUUGUAAAUAUACAUAUAUCUAUGUUUGA
This is a messenger RNA of Planococcus citri (citrus mealybug), 1192 nucleotides long. RefSeq names its product iron-sulfur cluster co-chaperone protein HscB-like protein, mitochondrial (gene Hsc20). Gene Ontology annotation, biological process: protein complex oligomerization; [2Fe-2S] cluster assembly. Gene Ontology annotation, molecular function: protein-folding chaperone binding; ATPase activator activity. The record is from RefSeq and is a predicted model, not a curated record. The coding region runs from base 233 to 1033 and encodes 266 amino acids. Gene Ontology annotation, cellular component: mitochondrion. The transcript is spliced from 3 exons. Lineage: Eukaryota; Metazoa; Arthropoda; Insecta; Hemiptera; Pseudococcidae.